AUGGCCGGCUGCUAUGGCAGCGGCAAGCCCUACCUCAACGACUGCAACAAGAAUUCGUUCCUUGAUGCUGCUGACGACCUGUCGUGCGCCCCGGCCAGGUGCAAUGGCAUCAAGAUGAACUACGAGGUGGGCUGGAAGGGUAGCAGCGGAGGACACACCUUGGCUGUAGAAGACUGCAAAAGGCGACUUAAAGAAAACAUCAACAACUGUCCAUUGGGCGGCACUCAGACGGUCGCUGACUGGUUUUUCAAGUAA
Messenger RNA from Alternaria arbusti, 255 nucleotides. RefSeq lists its product as uncharacterized. The record is from RefSeq and is a predicted model, not a curated record. The coding region runs from base 1 to 255 and encodes 84 amino acids. Lineage: Eukaryota; Fungi; Ascomycota; Dothideomycetes; Pleosporales; Pleosporaceae. The transcript has 2 exons.